Molecule: messenger RNA, 2481 nt
Organism: Pichia kudriavzevii
Lineage: Eukaryota; Fungi; Ascomycota; Pichiomycetes; Pichiales; Pichiaceae
Exons: 1
Coding region: 1-2481 (826 amino acids)
Biological process (GO): fatty acid catabolic process; triglyceride biosynthetic process
Cellular component (GO): nucleus
Molecular function (GO): phosphatidate phosphatase activity
Source: RefSeq, a predicted model, not a curated record
AUGAAGUUAAACGAUGAAGGUGAAGCCUUCUUUGUGUUUGAAACAGACGGUUAUGUUCCCGAGUAUCUUCAAACAUCUCCGGUUGUCAGUGCUGUAAGCUCACCGGGCGAAUCACCAAGACUAAAACCAAAUCCAACGAAUGGGGAGGAUUUGGAAUACUUGGAUAUAGGAGAAGGUCUAGCGGAUUCCAAUUUGUUGACACCACAGGGGGGCAAAGCUGAGAAUCACGAUAGUGUUAGUAUUAGCUCAUCUAUCCAGUCAACGAGAAUGGGAAGCAUGUCACCAAUAGAGAGGGCCAGAAGUAUUACUACGAAGUUAAACAUACCUUCUAGAGUCGAAGCAAACGGUGACAUCUUUUUGGAUAUGCAUGGCUACAAGAGUGAUAAGCAGGAUGUACACGACACCGAUGUGUUGGUCAAACAAUUACUCGAGGAGGAGUUUGGUGAAAAUGUCGAUGUUGAUGCCAUGAUGAACACCGAUAUGGAAGGUAACAUCAGGAUUUUGAAUUCAGAAUCCUCCGUUUACGGCUCAUCGAAUUCUCCAAACUCUACAACUUCUGUAGCAUCGCCAACUUCAGCAACCUCAUCAGCAUCAGCAACAUCACCAACUUCAGUUGAUUCCACAACACCUGCAGCUUCGACUGCCUUGUUACCAUCAUCGAUGCCUAGUAACCAAGAUGAGAAUGGAAGCAAUCGUGCCAUUGCACAUGAUAUUACAUCCAUGAGUACCGAAAAUAAGAUCAGCGUACCACCACCGCAGCCUCGAUCUUCAAUUGACGGGCUAAGCACAGUACCAAAAGUAGAAAGUUCAACAGAAGCAACUACCAAGGAAGGGGACAAGGGCAAUAACGAGGACAUGAAUAAGCACAAUGUUCAUUUUAAAACUUUAAGGUUAACUCCGGAGCAGUUAAAGUUCUUAUCAUUGAAUUAUGGAGAAAAUGAUAUUACGUACAGUGUCAACAACGGAAAAUCUGUUGUGACAUGUAAAUUGUUUCUAUGGAAACGAAGUACACCUAUAGUGAUAUCUGAUAUUGAUGGAACUAUCACGAAAUCAGAUGCUUUAGGCCAUGUUUUAACCAUGCUUGGUCGUGACUGGACUCAUGAUGGAGUUGCAAAAUUAUUUGAUGAUAUUGAAUUCAAUGGAUAUAAUAUAAUGUAUCUAACAGCGAGAAGCGUGGGGUUGGCAGAUACUACCAGAUCAUAUCUACAGGGGGUUGAGCAAGGUGGAUAUAAGCUACCUUCGGGGCCUGUUAUUCUAUCGCCGGAUAGGACUAUAGCGGCAUUGAGGAGGGAGAUAGUUUUAAAGAAGCCGGAAGUUUUCAAGAUGGCGUGCUUGAAUGAUAUACGGACCUUGUAUUAUCCUGAUAAAAUUAAUCCAUUAGAUCACGAAAAACAUCAAUUGCUAUAUGAUUUUGAGGAGGAGGCGAAGAACAGUGAAGGGAACGAAGUAGCGAGUGACCUAGGUAGUGAUGAAUUUACCGAUAUAAAUACUAACACGAAUCCACAGCUAGAGAAUAUAUCAAGAGAGGAGGCGAAUCAACUAAAUACUGUUGUCGAUGAGAGUAAUACGCCAUUCUAUGCUGGAUUUGGAAAUAGAAUUACCGAUGCGAUCAGUUACCGUAGUGUAGGGGUCCCCUCGUCGAGGAUAUUUACCAUCAAUCCCGAUGGAGAUGUUAAAAUGGAGUUGUUAGAGAUGGCUGGAUAUAAGAGCAGCUAUGUUUCUAUUGUUGAGUUGGUUGACCAGUUUUUCCCACCCGUUGAAUUGGCGAAUGAAUCGGCCCAUUCACCAAGUGCGGACUCUAAGCUUUCAGGAGUUGGAGGAGUUUGUGGUAAGAACAUGAGUUUGGGGAAUGCUAAGAAUCGAUAUACGGAUUUUAACUAUUGGAGAAGCCCGGACAUUGAUCUCUCUUUAAUAAGUGACAGUGAAAGCGAUGGAGAUUAUAUUUAUGGGUCUGAUAAUAACAAAGGCAACGAUAAGGAGACGAAUGAGGAGAGUAAAGUCGAGACACAGUCCCACGUUGUUGGUGAGAAUCAGGAGAGAGAUGGAGAUGGAGAAGAUGUGAGAAGUAUCGGUAGUCGGUUCAGCAUAUUCCUUAGAUCGCCAUUGUCAUCUCCACGUCGGGAGAAGGGUGGAGAAGAAGCCCGGGAAGCGAACCCUGACGAGGAAGCUCAAACAGCGAUUGCGGAAGAGAAACGUGUUAAUGAUGGCAGGGAGAAUAUACAAGAGAGGUUGGUUCGUGAGAGUGAAUUAUUGAAAGACGGCCAAGAGUGUUAUGACAAGGACGACGAGGACGAUGAGAGUGAUUCCGAUUACAUCUACGAGGCGAGUGACGAGGACGAAGACGAAGAAGACGAAGAAGAGGAAGUGGACGACACUAUAGAGGGAAGCAACGGAGAUAGUCCAUUGUUAGAUCGACGUCCAAGUGUAAGUGCUAGUGUGACGGGGGUUUCUACGGAGACAGUCAAUGGCCGGUUCGUCUAG